AUGACAAAAAUUGACAUAAAAAUAUCUUUACUGAACGGUCUUGUAAAAGAUCAGGAUAAGAUAAUAUCUGCAUAUCUUAGGUUCUGGAUGAUCUGUGAUGAUAUAGAAAUAUUUAUUUUUAAACAGGAUACAUUAAUUGUUUGGUCAGAAGCAGAGAACUAUGAUUUGGCUCUGAGUUUUCAGGAAAAAGCUGGCUGUGAUGAGAUCUGGGAAAAAAUUUGUCAGGUUCAAGGUAAAGACCCAUCAGUGGAAGUCACACAGGACCUCAUUGAUGAAUCUGAAGAAGAACGAUUUGAAGAAAUGCCUGAAACUAGUCAUCUGAUUGACCUGCCCACAUGUGAACUCAAUAAACUUGAAGAGAUUGCUGACUUAGUUACCUCAGUGCUCUCCUCACCUAUCCGUAGGGAAAAGCUGGCUCUCGCCUUGGAAAAUGAAGGCUAUAUUAAAAAACUACUGCAGCUGUUCCAAGCUUGUGAGAACCUAGAAAACACUGAAGGCUUACACCAUUUGUAUGAAAUUAUUAGAGGAAUCUUAUUCCUAAAUAAGGCAACUCUUUUUGAGGUAAUGUUUUCUGAUGAGUGUAUCAUGGAUGUCGUGGGAUGCCUUGAAUAUGACCCUGCUUUGGCUCAGCCAAAAAGACAUAGAGAAUUCUUGACCAAAACUGCAAAGUUUAAGGAAGUUAUACCAAUAACAGACUCUGAACUAAGGCAAAAAAUACAUCAGACUUACAGGGUACAGUACAUUCAGGACAUCAUUUUGCCCACACCAUCUGUUUUUGAAGAGAAUUUUCUUUCUACUCUUACGUCUUUUAUUUUCUUCAACAAAGUUGAGAUAGUCAGCAUGUUGCAGGAAGAUGAGAAGUUUUUGUCUGAAGUUUUUGCACAAUUAACAGAUGAGGCUACAGAUGAUGAUAAACGGCGUGAAUUGGUUAAUUUUUUCAAGGAAUUUUGUGCGUUUUCUCAGACAUUACAACCUCAAAACAGGGAUGCAUUUUUCAAAACAUUGGCAAAAUUGGGAAUUCUUCCUGCUCUUGAAAUUGUAAUGGGCAUGGAUGAUUUGCAAGUCAGAUCAGCUGCUACAGAUAUAUUUUCUUAUCUAGUAGAAUUUAGUCCAUCUAUGGUCCGAGAGUUUGUAAUGCAAGAAGCUCAGCAGAGUGAUGACGAUAUUCUUCUUAUUAAUGUGGUAAUUGAACAAAUGAUCUGUGAUACUGAUCCUGAGCUAGGAGGCGCUGUUCAGUUAAUGGGACUUCUUCGUACUCUAAUUGAUCCAGAGAACAUGCUGGCUACAACUAAUGUAAGAAAUUAUUCUGAGAUAAAAAUGUUUUGA
This is a messenger RNA of Rhinopithecus roxellana (golden snub-nosed monkey), 1326 nucleotides long. Its product is annotated as serine/threonine-protein phosphatase 4 regulatory subunit 3B-like. The record is from RefSeq and is a predicted model, not a curated record. Gene Ontology annotation, cellular component: protein phosphatase 4 complex; nucleoplasm. Lineage: Eukaryota; Metazoa; Chordata; Mammalia; Primates; Cercopithecidae. Gene Ontology annotation, molecular function: protein phosphatase activator activity. Gene Ontology annotation, biological process: DNA damage response; protein dephosphorylation. Bases 1 to 1326 code for a protein of 441 amino acids. The transcript is spliced from 7 exons.